Molecule: messenger RNA, 3516 nt
Organism: Epithele typhae
Lineage: Eukaryota; Fungi; Basidiomycota; Agaricomycetes; Polyporales; Epitheliaceae
Product: SNF2 family N-terminal domain-containing protein
Exons: 28
Coding region: 1-3516 (1171 amino acids)
Molecular function (GO): zinc ion binding; ATP binding; ATP-dependent chromatin remodeler activity
Source: RefSeq, a predicted model, not a curated record
AUGUCUAAAUUACACCUACUUGAAUAUAGCAAAAGCAGCCGCGCCACCUGCAAUGGCUCACCACCUUGCAAAGGUUCCCCAAUAGAGCUGGGCUCUUUGAGGUACGGGGAGAUCCACGCGGGGAAGUACGGAGAAACGGUCGAGUGGCGGCACUGGGGAUGUGUGACGCCUGACAUUCUCGCGAGACUGGCGAUGGUGAAAGUAGACACCGUUCCUGGGUUCCGCGAUCUCCAGGCUCAAGAUCAGAGCAAGGUCCGCCUCGCCGUGGGACUCCGACGCGUUGCUCUCGAGGACGUCCCACCGUCUGCCAAGGGCGCCGAAGCCGUGCUCUCCACCCCUGGUCCUAGCCAGAAGAAACGCAAGCUGCAGUAUGAAGCUUCUUUCGGGUCUUCUCAAGCUCCACCGCCCGGUUCUUCCCAGCCAAGCCUGUCUCAGCCAAGCUCUUCCCAACCACCCGCAUCGCAACCCCUCCGCCGGAUUUCGGGUCCCCCUGUGCCGCAACGUGAGGCAGCGGAUGAGUUGUAUGUGAUGACGAAGACCGGUAUUGUCGGUGUACAGUACUACAAAGCACUGACACCAAAGCCGUGCCAUCACUUCUCUAGUAAUGCUAUCCAGGUCAAGAAUAUCGGGGGAGUACAGGUGGGACACGUCCCUCGGAACGUUGCCUCGAAGCUCGCGCCGUUAAUGGACAGCGGUCUUGUCACCGUCGAAGGUGUCAUGCGCCAAGGGAAUUUGACAAGCUUUUGUUAUUCCCUUGAAAUGAUGUUGAAAAUCUACGGACCGUCAGACAAGAGGCACAUCUUGGAGGCGAAGCUUCUCUGGGCUACCCCCAGCCAGCGUGGUUUCCCUAAAGUCCCUCCCGGUGGCGUCCGCACCGUCCCGGGUGCCCCUGCACCGCGCUCUGCUCCGGUGUCUGCUCCUAUUCCUGCCCCUGCCUCUUCGUCCUCCCAACGCGCGGCUCCAAUGGCCGAGGGAGCGGUCAAGCAGCAUCAGCAGCAGCUCAGCAAGCGGCUUUACGGAAGCAGCAAGAAGCCCAUGAGAAAGCAACAAGAAGCAUUCCAGAAGGCGGAAGACCUUAGGAAAAUGCUCGAUGGCCUUGGGAAAAUCGAUGACGAGGGCCGUCGUGCAUCACUCUUGGACACUUUAUGCUCAGUUGAUGACGUGCUAGCUCUACCUGUACAUCCGAACCCCCCAGGAAUCGCGAGCGGACAUCUCAAGGUCAACUUGUUGAAACAUCAGAGUCAAGCUCUUCAAUGGUGUGUCGAACACGAAUACCCCGUCCUUCCGAAGUCCGACUCGGACCCACCGGUUCAAUUCUGGCAAUUCAGGAAUGGUCCAAAGCCCUACUACUACAACAUCGCGACCAAGACUCCGCAGCAGACUGCCCCCGAGCUCGGACGAGGAGCGUUGUGCGCCGACAGCAUGGGUCUGGGUAAGACUCUCACAAUGCUCGCGCUCAUACUCGCAACGAAGCAAGAUGUUCCGAGCGACCACUCCAACGCGACACUUAUCGUUGUCCCGCUCUCUGUGAUGUCCAAUUGGGAGAAGCAGAUCGAGGAUCAUUGUCAACCAGGCGUCCUCACAUCCUGCGUGUAUUAUGGCAAGACGCGCGACAUGGCUCCCGAAGAGCUGAACAGGUAUGAGGUGGUCAUCACCACGUAUCAGACGGUGGUACAAGACCAUGAAAUGGCGCUUGCAAGUGCGACGUCGCAUGCAAAGAAGAAGAUGAAGGCUAACAAGGGGUUGUUCGACCUUGCCUGGAAGAGAAUCAUCUUGGAUGAAGGUCACAACAUUCGCAAUCCGAAGACGAAGAUGGCGAAGGCGGUGUGCGCUCUUACGGCUCAACGUCGCUGGAUCCUCACUGGAACUCCCAUCAUCAAUGCUCCGAAGGACUUGGGCUCUAUCAUCACUUUCCUGAGAAUCUGUAAGCCACUUGACAACGAAGAUUUUUACAAGCGGAUGGUUCUUCGUCCACUGAAGAACGCCGACCCAGCGGGUGCCGAGUUGUUGAGGGCACUUAUGAGCCACGCUUGCAUACGACGGACGAAAGAAAUGCAAGACAAGAAUGGGAACCCUCUUGUACCCCUUCCACCCGUGGACGUCGUCGUCAUCCCUGUCACUUUGCACCCCAAGGCCCGAGAACUCUACGACACUGUGGAAUUGUUGACCAAAGAGCGGGUUGGAAACCUCUUGAACGCCCACGGUUCGAUGCAAGCGACUGCUGUCCAAUCCAACGUGUUGAGUCUACUCACUCGGAUGCGCCAGCUGGCGUUGCAUCCUGGGCUGCUUCCUCCCAACUACCUCGAACAAUUGAGCGCGAGCCCUCAAGACCAUGAUGAGAAUAAGCCUGCACCGACUCUAGUCACUCCUCAAGAGAAACUGCGCUUGCAAGCUCUCCUUGCUCAAGCGAUCGAGGAUUGCGAAGAAUGUCCAAUUUGUUUCGGGUCCCUCACCGAACCUCGCAUCACCUACUGCGGGCAUCGCUUCUGUUUCGCAUGCAUUACGGAGGUUGUCACACGUGACCCCAAAUGUCCGAUGGACCGUCGUCCCCUUGAAACCAUGCAGCUCAUAGAACCUCCGGAGCCAACCGAUAUGACACAAGCUCCCGUAGGAUUCGACGAUGACGAUGACGAUGACGAUGACCUCAGGACCGGCUCUUCUGCAAAGAUCGACCAGCUCGUUACUCUCCUGCGCCUUACCCCAGACACGGACAAGUCCCUCGUGUUUUCUCAGUUCACGUCUUUCCUGGACAAGUUAUUCGUCAGCCUUGCGGCUACGAGUACUGAUGAUUCUUUUAGUAUCCCCUACGUGCGUUUCGACGGUCAGAUGUCCGCCCGCCGUCGCCAGGAAACCAUCGCUCGCUUCUCUGUGCCGAUUGAACAAAGGGAUGGUCUCCCAACUUCGAUCCAAGGAGUGACGCAAACGUACGACGCACCGCGUUCUUCGCGCCGAGGCCGUGCCACCCAGGCAAUCAUAGACGAUACUAUGGACAACGACGGCGACCAGAACUUCGUUAUGGGAGAAGAUGAAGAUGACGAUGAUGACUUCAUUGACGACGACGACGACGACGUCCCAGCACGCGGCAAGUCGAGGAAGGGCAAGGGCAAGGCUAAAAGUAAAGGCAAAGGCAAGGCGAGGAAGGUUUCAGCGACCUCUGCGACUAUGGCUUCUAGCCUUGUCGAGUCGGACGGUGUCAAUCCUCGCGUCAUGCUCAUCUCACUGAAGGCUGGCGCGCUCGGGCUGAACCUGACGGUUGCGAACAAUGUCUACCUGUGGUGGCAGGAAGGUAUUGAGUCCCAAGCUAUUGACCGCUGCAACCGGCCUUUUCCGGCAUCAAGGGCAAAGAGACUCAACGCCAGAAGAAGGAAGCUCGCCUGCAAGACUAUUCGCCGAUCGCUUACAGCUUUCCUUGUCCGCCUAGAACUCGUCGAGUUGUUUGGCCUUCAGCGACAAGGCAACGCACAAGACGCUGCUGGGGCACAGUCUCAGACCACGCUCGAUGAAUGGCGUGCUUGA